AUGCUCCGGACCUGUCGUGCACUCUGUUCCCAGGCUGGCCCCCCAAGUGGGGACUGGCAGCCCCUGCGCUUUGAUGGUGGGGCCUUCCACCUCAAGGGCACAAGAGAAUUAACACGAGCAUUGCUGGUGCUGCGGCUGUGUGCCUGGCCCCCUCUGGUCACCCAUGGCCUGGCGCUCCAGGCCUGGUCUCAGCGACUCCUGGGCUCCCGGUUCUCGGGCGCACUUCUCCGAGCGUCCAUCUACGGGCAGUUUGUGGCUGGUGAGACGCCGGAGGAGGUGAGGGGCUGUGUCCAGCAACUCGGGACCGUCAGCCUCCGGCCCCUGCUGGCGGUACCCAUAGAGGAGGAGCCUGAUUCAGCUGUCAAGACUGGCGAGGCCUGGUAUGAGGGGAACCUCAGUGCUAUGCUGCGGUGUGUGGACCUGUCGCGAAGCCUCCUGGGGACCUCUGGCCCAACUGGGAACGUCCUCAUGCAGUUGAAGGUGACGGCGCUGACCAGCACUCGGCUCUGUAAGGAGCUAACUUCAUGCAUCCAAAGGCCAGGGGCUUCCCCGGAGUUGAGCCCUGAGAGGCUGGCAGAAGCCAUGGACUCUGGGCGGGGCCUCCAGGUCUCCUGCCUCAGCACGGAGCAAAACCAGCAUCUCCAGGCCUCUCUGAGCCGCCUGCAGCGGGUGGUGCAGCACGCCCGGGCCCGACACGUGAGGCUCCUAGUGGAUGCUGAAUACACCUCGCUGAAUCCUGCGCUCUCUCUGCUGGUGGCCGCCCUGGCCUUGCGCUGGAACAGCUUCAGGGAGGGUGGGCCCUGGGUGUGGAACACUUACCAGGCCUAUCUGAAGGACACACACGAGAGGCUGAGGCGGGAUGCGGAGGCUGCACACAGGGCUGGCCUGGCCUUUGGAGUGAAGCUGGUGCGAGGGGCGUAUCUGGACAAGGAGAGAGAGGUAGCCCAGCUCCACGGGACCAACGAUCCUACUCAGCCGGACUAUGAGGCUACCAAUCAGAGUUACAGACGCUGUCUGGAGCUGAUGCUGACCCAGGUGUCCCAGCAUGGCCCCGGGUGCCACCUCAUGGUAGCUUCCCACAAUGAGGAAUCUGUUCACCAGGCAACCAGACGGGCAGGCCGGCUAUGCCGUGUAUAA
This is a messenger RNA of Molossus molossus (Pallas's mastiff bat), 1137 nucleotides long. RefSeq names its product proline dehydrogenase 2 (gene PRODH2). Gene Ontology annotation, cellular component: mitochondrion. Gene Ontology annotation, molecular function: FAD binding; proline dehydrogenase activity. The coding region runs from base 1 to 1137 and encodes 378 amino acids. The transcript is spliced from 9 exons. The record is from RefSeq and is a predicted model, not a curated record. NCBI's taxonomy places the organism in Eukaryota, Metazoa, Chordata, Mammalia, Chiroptera, Molossidae.